This is a messenger RNA of Seriola aureovittata, 8458 nucleotides long. RefSeq names its product dedicator of cytokinesis 1 (gene dock1). Gene Ontology annotation, biological process: small GTPase-mediated signal transduction; cell migration. The coding region runs from base 161 to 5836 and encodes 1891 amino acids. The transcript has 52 exons. NCBI's taxonomy places the organism in Eukaryota, Metazoa, Chordata, Actinopteri, Carangiformes, Carangidae. Gene Ontology annotation, cellular component: cytoplasm; plasma membrane. The record is from RefSeq and is a predicted model, not a curated record. Gene Ontology annotation, molecular function: guanyl-nucleotide exchange factor activity; small GTPase binding.
CCCUUGCGGAGCGUCCUGUCACUGGUGGAAAAUGGCUGCUCGGAGUAGCUCCCCAAAGCUCAGAGGAAAGUGAAGAAAAGUCUACAUUAACAGCAAGAGGUCACAUCUGGACCUUUUCUAACAGGCGAAGCAACAACUCGGGGAAGCCUCGACACUGAGAAUGUCUCGCUGGGUGCCCACUAAAAAGGAGAAGUAUGGUGUUGCAAUCUAUAACUACGAUGCCCGGGGAGAGGAGGAGCUGUCGCUGCAGAUUGGAGACACAGUGCACAUACUUGAGACAUAUGAAGACUGGUACAGAGGGCAUAGGCUGAGGAGAAAAUCCAAAAAGGGAAUAUUUCCUGCUUGCUAUAUACACCUGAAAGAGGCCACAGUCGAGGGCAGUGGGCAAAAGGAGACGGUCAUUCCCACUGAGCUGCCACUGGUGCAGGAGGUCACCACCACACUGCGGGAGUGGGCUACAAUAUGGAGGGAUUUGUAUGUGGGGGACAAACGCGAGAUGUUCAACUCUGUCCGUGACAUGAUCUAUGACCUCAUCGAAUGGCGUUCCCAGAUCCUGUCUGGCACCCUCCCACAGGAUGAGCUCACAGAGCUCAAGCAGAGAGUCACCUCCAAGAUAGACUAUGGCAACAAGUACCUGGAUCUCGAUCUGGUGGUCAGAGACAAAGAUGGAAACAUACUGGACCCGGAGCUCACCAGCACCGUCAGCCUGUUCAGAGCGCAUGAGGCGGCCUCUAAACAAAUUGAGGACCGCAUCCAGGAGGAGAAGUCUCAGAAGCAGAAUAUUGAUUUGACCAGGCAAGCGAAGUUUGCUUCCACUCCAGCCUUCGCCCUCUUUGUGACUCUGAAGAAUGUGGUGUGUAAGAUCGGCGAGGACGCAGAGGUUCUCAUGUCACUGUACGACCCGGUGGAGUCCAAGUUUAUCAGUGAAAACUACCUGGUGAAAUGGUCAAGUUCAGGUCUUGUGAAAGACAUCGACCAGCUUCAUAAUCUGCGGGCGGUCUUCACAGAUUUAGGUAGUGAGGAUCUUAAAAGAGAGAAGAUCAGCUUCGUGUGUCAGAUUGUCAGAGUGGGGCGCAUGGAGCUACGAGACAACAACACCAAGAAGCUGACGUCAGGGUUAAGAAGACCCUUUGGAGUGGCAGUAAUGGAUGUCACCGACAUCAUAACGGGCAAAAUGGACGAUGAGGACAAGCAGCACUUUAUCCCAUUUCAGCCGCUAGCGUUGGAUGACGCCAUUCGCCACAAGCAGCUGAACAUCUCCCGUUUUUCACCCAGGGUGGCAGGAGAGAACGACUUCCUCCAGACAGUCAUCAACAAAGUUAUCACCGCCAAAGAGGUCAAUCACAAGGGCCAAGGCCUGUGGGUGACUCUGAAGCUGCUUCCUGGAGACAUCCAUCAGAUAAGGAAGGACUUCCCUCACCUGGUGGACCGAUCGACAGCCGUGGCUCGCAAGAUGGGCUUCCCUGAGAUCAUCAUGCCAGGCGACGUGCGAAACGACAUCUACGUGACUCUGGUUCAGGGCGACUUUGACAAGGGGAGCAAGACCACGCCCAAAAACGUUGAGGUGACCAUGUCUGUUUACGACGAGGACGGCAAGAAACUGGAGAAUGUGAUCUUCCCCGGAGCUGGAGAUGAGGGGAUCAAUGAGUACAAGUCUGUCAUCUAUUACCAAGUAAAGCAGCCACGCUGGUUCGAAACAAUAAAGGUUGCCAUUCCUAUUGAAGAUGUGAACCGGAGCCACUUGCGGUUCACCUUUCGCCACCGCUCAUCGCAGGACUCAAAAGACAAAUCAGAAAAGAUAUUCGCCUUGUCUUUUGUGAAGCUGAUGAGGUACGACGGGACGACCCUGAGGGACGGCGAGCAUGAUCUCAUCGUGUACAAGGCGGAAGCAAAGAAGAUGGAGGACUCGUCCCUGUACCUGAACCUACCUGCCACCAAGCUGGAGCUGGAGGAGAAGGGCUACUCCACCACCGGUAAAAGCACCCAGAACCUGGGCAACUGCACCAUCAGCAAGGACUCCUUCCAGAUCGCCACCCUGGUCUGCUCCACCAAGCUCACACAGAACGUGGACCUACUCGGCCUGCUGAAGUGGCGCUCCAACACCAGCCUCCUGCAGCAGAACCUUCGCCAGCUGAUGAAGGUGGAAGGUGGCGAGGUUGUCAAGUUUCUACAAGACACCCUGGAUGCUCUCUUCAACAUCAUGAUGGAGAACUCUGACAGUGACACUUUUGAUACUUUGGUGUUCGAUGCCUUGGUGUUCAUAAUUGGGCUUAUAGCCGACAGAAAGUUCCAACACUUUAACCCUGUCCUGGAGACCUACAUUCGAAAGCAUUUCAGCGCCACGCUGGCCUACAUGAAGCUGACCAAAGUUCUGAAGAACUACGUGGACAACGCUGAGAAGCUGACAGAGCAGCUGCUGAAAGCCAUGAAGGCUCUGGAGUACAUCUUCAAGUUCAUCGUCCGCUCCAGAGUCCUCUUCAACCAGCUCUACGAGAACAAAGGAGAGGCCGACUUCAUGGAGUCCUUGAGGAACCUUUUCACAUCCUUUAAUGAUAUGAUGAACAGUAAUUCAGAGAACACUGGCAUGGUGAAGGGUGCUGCACUGAAGUACAUUCCCACCAUCGUCAACGAUGUCAAGCUGGUCUUUGAUCCCAAGGAACUAAGCAAGCUUUUCACCGAGUUCAUCCUGAAGGUUCCUCUGGGUCGCCUGGUGAAGCAGAAGCUGGACUGCCUGAUUGACAUUGUCCACAGUGAUCUCUUUACUCAUCACGAUUGUCGCGAGAUCCUCCUGCCGCUGAUGACGGACCAGCUGAAGUUCCACCUGGAGAAGCGAGAGGAGCCGAAGGCUUGCUGCCAGCUGCUCAGCGACAUCCUGGAGGUGCUCUACAGGAAGGACGUGGGUCCAACCCAGUGGCACGUGCAGAUCAUCAUGGAGAAGCUGCUCAGGACAGUUAACAGGACAGUCAUCUCCAUGGGCCGUGAUUCCCCUCACAUUGGGAGCUUUGUGGCCAGCAUGACUGCCACACUGAGGCAGAUGGACGACUAUCAUUACGCUCAUCUGAUCAGCACCUUUGGCAAGAUAAGGAGUGAUGUGGUGGAUUUCCUAAUGGAAACAUUUAUCAUGUUUAAAGAUCUCAUUGGGAAAAACGUCUACCCCUCCGACUGGGUCAUAAUGAACAUGAUGCAAAAUAAAGUGUUCCUACGGGCCAUUAAUCAGUAUGCAGCAGUGCUGAACAAGAAAUUUCUGGAUCAAACCAACUUUGAGCUACAGCUGUGGAACAACUACUUCCACCUGGCUGUAGCCUUCCUCACCCAGGAGUCUUUGCAGCUGGAGAACUUCUCAAGUGACAAAAGAGCCAAGAUCUUCCACAAGUACCAGGACAUGAGGAGACAAAUUGGCUUUGAAAUCAGGGAUAUGUGGUACAAUCUCGGGCCCCACAAGAUAAAAUUCAUUCCAGAGAUGGUGGGUCCUAUCCUGGAGAUGACGCUCGUUCCUGAGAUCGAGUUGCGAAAGGCCACCAUCCCCAUCUUCUUCGACAUGAUGCAGUGCGAGUUCCACUUCACAUGCAGCUUCCAGCGGUUUGAGAACGAGAUCAUCACCAAGCUGGAUCACGAGGUGGAGGGGGGCCGCGGAGACGAGCAGUACAAAGUUCUCUUUCAGAAAAUUUUACUGGAGCACUGCAGGAAGCACAAGUAUUUGGCCAAGACCGGCGAGAACUUCGUCACUCUGGUGGUUCGUCUGCUGGAGAGGUUGCUGGACUACAGGACCAUCAUGCAUGACGAGAACAAGGAAAACCGCAUGAGCUGCACUGUCAACGUGCUUAACUUUUACAAGGAGAUAGACAGAGAGGAAAUGUACAUCAGGUACCUGUACAAGCUGUGUGACCUCCACAAAGAGUGCGACAACUACACUGAGGCUGCCUACACUCUGCUGCUGCACGCCAAACUGCUCAAGUGGUCGGACGAGCAAUGUGCAGCUCACCUGACCCAGAGAGACGGCUACCAGGCCAGCACUCAAGGACAGCUCAAGGAUCAGCUCUACCAGCAGAUUAUCAAUUACUUUGACAAGGGCAAGAUGUGGGAGGAGGCAAUCAUUUUGGGAAAGGAGCUGGCUGAACAGUACGAGAAUGAAAUGUUUGACUUUGAGCAGCUCAGUGCCUCUUUGAGGAAGCAGGCCCAGUUCUAUGAGAACAUAGUGAAGGUCAUCCGGCCCAAACCGGACUACUUUGCCGUAGGCUAUUACGGCAUGGGCUUCCCCUCCUUCCUACGCAACAAAAUGUUCAUCUACCGUGGGAAGGAGUACGAGCGCAGGGAGGAUUUCGAGGCACGUCUCCUCACACAGUUUCCGAACGCGGAGAAGAUGAAGACGACCACGCCACCCAGCGAGGACACCAAGUGUUCCUCUGGACAGUACAUCCAGUGUUUCACGGUGAAGCCCAUUCUCGACUUGCCUGCCAAGUUCCAAAACAAACCUGUCUCUGAACAAAUAGUGAGCUUCUACACAGUAAAUGAAGUCCAUAAAUUCCAGUAUUCCAGGCCAGUGAGGAAGGGAGAGAAGGACCCCGACAAUGAGUUUGCGAACAUGUGGAUCGAGAGGACAACGUACACAACGGCAUACAAACUUCCUGGCAUCCUGCGCUGGUUUGAAGUGAAGUCGGUCUCCACGGAGGAGAUCAGUCCACUGGAGAACGCCAUAGAGACAAUGCACCUGACCAAUGAGAAGAUCAGCAGCAUGGUCCAGAGGCAUCUCACAGACCCCAACCUUCCCAUCAACCCUCUCUCCAUGCUGCUGAACGGGAUUGUGGACCCAGCUGUCAUGGGAGGUUUUACCAACUAUGAGAAGGCCUUCUUCAAUGACAAGUACAUGCAGGAACACCAAGAGGACCUUGAAAAGAUAGAGAAACUGAAGGACCUUAUCGCCUGGCAGAUCCCACACCUUGCCGAGGGUGUUCGCAUCCAUGGAGAGAAGGUCACAGAGGCACUCAGGCCUUUCCACGACCGCAUGGAGGCCUGCUUCAAGCAAUUGCGGGAGAAGGUGGAGAAACAGUAUGGUGUAAAGACCCUGCCGGCAGCAGACGAGCGGCGGGGGCCUCGUCCACACUCCAUGGUGCGUUCCUUCACCAUGCCCUCCUCCCAGAGGCCGCUGUCAGUGGCUUCAGUCACCUCCAUUUCCUCUGACAACUCCCCCUCCAGGCCUGGCUCAGAUGGUUUUGCCCUGGAGCCUCUCCUGCCAAAGAAGCUACACACCAAGUCUCAGGACAAGCUGGACCGGGACGAACCUGAGAGGGAGCGAAAAGAGAAGAAGAAGGAGAAGAGGAACAGUAAGCACCAGGAAAUCUUUGAUAAAGAGAUGAAGACCACGGAGAUCCAACUGCAGCCCACUGAAGCUGUCAUACUCUCAGAGACGAUCAGCCCCCUGCGGCCUCAGAGACCAAGGAGUCAAGUUCUCAACCAGAUGGGGGGAGACCGCCGCCUCUCUGUGUCCCCUGGACCUCCUCUUUCUUCCUCCAACUCCUCCUCCUCACCAGGACCUCCACCCAUCACACCCAGGAGCAAACUCUCCUUUAGCGCACUGCACGCUGUUUCCAGUCUGGAGCUGAACGGGAUGGGCUGCUCUGACAAGGGUGAAACCCCUCCUCCGCUGCCUGUGAAAGGCAGCACGGCUGAUUAUGGCAACCUGCUAGAUAAUCAAGACUUGACGAGUCCCUCGACGCCUCCACCACCUCCGCCACAUCAAAGGCCCAUUCCACCUCCUUUGCCCAGCAAGACCCCUCCACCACCUCCUCCCAAGACCACCAGGAAACAGGCCUCCAUCGAUUCAGGAAUUGUACAGUGAACAAAGACGCUGACAGUAGGACCAAACAACACACUGACAACACAACAAAAACACCAUCAGUACAGUAACCGCCCCACCCCUCCUGAAAAAGCGGUUGUUUUUACCCACACAUUCCUCGCUCCCUGUCUCAGCUUGACAAGAUGAAUACCUCACUGCAGACCACCCCCUCUUAUCAUCUGUUUUCAUUUUUUCAUUUGCCUUCAGUUUGCAAUGAUGCAGUCCGCAACAGGGAGCAUGUUGCACACAUGAGUAGUCACUGAAUUUGUAGAUGCUGUCUACGACUGACACCAAGCCACUUCAAGACUUUUACCAUGACAUGAGAUUGUGUUCAGAUAGAUAAGCUUGGACCAACAGCUUUCCAAUACUGACCCACUCUCAAGUAUAUGAGAGCACAUAGCUCAUUAAAGUAUAAUUCCUAUCGCUUUUUAUUCAUAUUCCCACUAUGUACAGAGGUUUGUAUAUAUGAUUUGAUUUUAUUUCAGGUUUUUUUGUAUGUGAUUUGAUCAUGACUCUUUUUGUAUUAACGUAUCAUUAGAUUAAGUGGCAUUUAUAUGAAACAAAAAAGGGCCUGUAGGUUUUGAAUUGACAGGGACUUGACAGAGUUGGUAUGUGAGAACCUAUCACGGAUUUUAUUGGUUAAAAUUUUGGAGUGCACAUACAACUAACUCCUAUCACAUUAUCAUUGUUCAGACCUUGUCCUAGAUUGCUGUAACCAUGGAUUUCAAUAAUAUUGACUGUUCCCAAUUCACUACUGACAUGACUUCUGAAUAAACUUUAAAAUGUAUGUAUUUUUAAAAAAAAAAAAAAAAAAAAAAAAGAUGUUUGCCUCAUUAUUUUGUCUCCAGCAAGAGAUGCUGAAAAUAGAUGUACGAGUGUUUCAACAUUUCAAAAAUCCAAAACAAACCGUCAAUCUGUACGCAUUUCCUCACUUCCACUGAACACUGAGUAACGAAGCUUUCUGCCUGCUUGAUUGACAGCCUUCACAAAAGUCACUUCAUUAUCAACACACAAGGCGCUUUUUACCGGGGCGUGUUACGCCACGGAAUGACUUCUAUAUAGGCUAAUGCAAUCUCAUUUACAUAAUGCAUCCGCUCACCAAGCGAUCAUUUCUCAUUUUCAAAGCUGAAAGUGUGAAUCUGGAAUGUGGCCCAUAUUCGAAGAAUAGUCGAGCAGCGUAGAUGAGCCAACAAAACACAGGUGCCAGCAUUAUCCUGCUUCCUGCAGUCUUAAAUUCUGCUUUUAUAGACGCAGCUGAAGGUCAUACUUAAAGUUCUCUGUUAAAAAAUGGUGGUGUCUUCACAUCGCCGCAGUGUAAUAACACGUCAUGCGAAUAAGUUAAUCAAUUUUUUUUAUGGUUUUAUUUAAUUUUGUUGUGUGAAAAUUAUAGAUUGGGUGUCAUGGGACUUGCAUCCAAGACACACAGGCUGACAAGUUUUUUUCCUCAGCUUUCUAUGCUUGACAGGUUUAAUGUAUUUUGACUCCAAAUUAAUGAUUGGAGUUUGAACCAUUAAGUCAGUGUAUAAUUAUCUGUUGUGCAACAGCUUUAAUGAAUUACUCUUUAAUUAGUUUAGUAAUAUGUGCAUUACUUUGGCUGUCGGUGGAAUAACUUGACUAAUAUAAAGUUUGGAGACCGUAAUGAUUCUGGCAUAGACAGCACUCGAGGCGUACAGCUUUUAGGAAAUACAGUCUUUAAUCAUAAAGCCUUUCUGUACUAUGUGUCGAAGUGUGGUGUUCUAGAUACUUCAAACAAUCAGCACAAUCGCUUUUACCAACUGGAAGGAAAUCUUGUGACUUUCACCAUGUGGCUAUAUUAGUCUUCUUCCUUCUUAAGACAACUCUUGCAUUGUCUUUCAUUCAAUCUUGUAGUUUAUUAUAAGCAGUUGAACAAAUAUUUUGUUUUUGGUUUUUUUUCCAGUUUCCAGUUGUUAUUUGUGCUCUAGUGGCUCAAAGCUGCUAUAUAAUUGGCCUGUUGAACCUCAUUUUCCCAAACCAUAUUUAAUUGUAGCCUGCACAUUUGGUAAAUGUAUUUACAGGCCCUGUUGUCUGUGCCAUAAAACCAGCUUGUGGGACCUUUUUUUGAAGUGUUUGCCCCGGGUGGCUCAUAUUCCUCUGUACUCCCAUUCUGCUGACACUUUGAGUGGGUGUGCGCCUGAGGAGAAAUGCUCAAACUGUAUCAUCUGUUGUUUGAAGGUGCCUUUUUUUUUUUAAACAUCUCAAGAAAGUUAGGGCUCUCUUAUCCUAAUUAGAUACACUAAAUGACAUCUUUUCACUUGGAGUUUUAUUUAGGAAAAGCAGUCAUAGGAGACCACUUGUAAUACUGCAGCUCAUGCGUUGUUAUAAUAUAUUUUGUCGAACAAUUAUAAGGCUCAGUAAUGUGUUGUCAAAAUGCAGAAUUUAAUGCAGUUUCCUCAUAUUUCUUCAAUAAGCAUUUAAAAGAUGCGUAAACAGUUUGACUUGUGUAUAUAAUUCUCUGUAGAACCAAUGUUCUCCUGGAUUCAAAAUAAUCAGGAAGGUGCUAAAGCUUUGAAAAAUCAUUAUUGUGUAGAUUAAAAGUUGAUACUCAUCUGCAGUCUAUUCCAUUUCCUUUCAUCCAUCCUGCACCACCCCCUCUCUCCUCAUAGU